Molecule: messenger RNA, 2197 nt
Organism: Diorhabda carinulata
Lineage: Eukaryota; Metazoa; Arthropoda; Insecta; Coleoptera; Chrysomelidae
Product: SRSF protein kinase 2-like
Exons: 7
Coding region: 407-2074 (555 amino acids)
Biological process (GO): regulation of mRNA processing; spliceosomal complex assembly; protein phosphorylation
Molecular function (GO): ATP binding; protein kinase activity
Source: RefSeq, a predicted model, not a curated record
AAUUGCGUAAAAUGUCGCACAAGAAAAGUGGCUUAUAUUUCAAAUAAAAUUUCGCGCUCCAAUGCUGAAACUAUCUAGCCUGAGUUAUUUAUAACUGACCGUAGAUUUUGGCGAGUUGUGCAACGGUGCUAGUUUAUCUAAAUCGUAUUCAAGAACAAUUACAAAAAUUUAAGUAAAAUGUAUUUUGUGUGGAAAUAUUUAAGUGAAUUUUUAGUGGUACAAUGAAUACGAAUGUUUAUAUCAACUAUUGUGAUCAAAAAAUUUAAAUCAUGAGUGAAAGAUUUCAGAUAUUCAAUUUAAACGAAAAACUCCGUCUUGUUCAAAACUAUUUCUUAAAAAUAAAGUUGUGUGUUCUCACAAAAAAAUUCAAAUUAACCCGCGAAUCUCAGUAUUAACUCCCGUUAAAAUGACCGAUAUGUAUUCAAAUAAUUCGGUACAAAUUUGUUUUCCAAAUGAAUCAAUUGUGUCGAAUGACGAAUUUUUUAUUUAUUUGUUAAAUUGUGAUAAAACUACGGAAGUAUUAAAAUUCAUUCUAUUUCUACAUGUUGUAACACCUUUGAUAAUAUUAUGGCUCUGUUUAAACCGCAAAGAAAAAUUUCGGAGAAGAAAAAUUAGUGAAGUAAAUGUUAAAUCAGAGACUAAUAUAAAAGUUAUUCUUCCGCGACAAGUUCUUUGGAAACCUUCAGGACGUUGUCAUUCAUUAUUUAUUAUGAAACUAUCGCCUUCUAAAGACACGAGUCUUCUAGAUUUAGAUGACAUACAAAAAAUUCGUUAUAUCGAAAAUCGAGAAAGUCAAGAGGAUGAAAAAGAUUACAAUACUGGUGGAUACAUGCCUAUUAGUAUUGGAGACAUUCUCAAAGGACAAUACAAAGUUUGUAGAAAACUUGGUUGGGGACAUUUUUCGACAGUUUGGUUGUGCCAGAAUUUAUCAAAUGAUGGGCCUAAUUACGUUGCCCUGAAAAUUUGCAAAAGCGCACAAAUGUUUACUGUAGUGGCUCAAGAUGAAAUAAAACUACUGAGAGAUACAAAAUUGAUCGACCCUUCACAUAUAGGCUAUAAACAUAUUGUCCAAAUGGUGGAUACGUUCAAAUUAUUGAGUGUUAAUGGAGUACACACUGCCAUUUCUAUGGAAAUUAUGGGGCCCUCAUUACUACAUCUAUUAAUACAAUCUGAUUUUAGAGGAAUUCACUUAAGUGGCGUUAAAAGAAUUAUUACACAGGUAUUAAAAGGCUUGACAUACCUUCACGAUGCUUGCCGGAUAAUUCAUACAGAUAUUAAGCCCGAAAAUAUACUGAUUAAAGUGGAUGAAAAUUAUAUAAAAAGUAUUAUAGGAAAAACAGAAAAAUUUUCCGAGCUUGGAAUUGAUAUGCCUCGAUCAUAUGUUGCUGCAGAUUGUUGGAUAGAUAGAGACAAAAGCUUGAAGGAUUCUGACGAAAAUAUCCUAUCUAAAUUUGAAGAGCAGAGAGGACAAUCGUACCCUUAUGAUAAAUUUUUAGGUGAGCUGCCAGAUUUUAGAAGAAGGCACGCCGAACCACGACUUAAUGCACCAAUGUGGGUCAGCCCAAACAUCGAAAUUAAAAUUGCUGAUUUGGGAAAUGCAUGUUGGGAGGAACAUCAUUUCUCCUCAGAGAUUCAGACACGUCAGUAUAGAGCUCUAGAAGUAAUACUUGGUGCCGGAUACAGUUUUCCAGCUGAUAUCUGGUCUGUGGGUUGUAUGGGAUUUGAAAUGGCUACUGGAGAAAUGCUAUUCAGCCCAAAAGGUGAUAGGGAGCCAUCAGCAAACUUAGAUCAUUUAUGUCUAAUUUGGGAAACUCUAGGUAGUAUACCACAGUAUAUAACUGAAAAUGGAACGCAUGCUCGUCAAUACUUUAUAAAUGGUCAGUUAUGUGGUGUAGAUAAGAAAUUGUUAAGAAUAUGGAAAAUUGAAGAUGUUCUGGUAGAAAAGUAUAAGUGGAAGAGAGUAGAUGCUAUUCCUUUUGCUGGAUUUUUGGAAAGUCUUAUAGAACCAGAUCCGGCGCUGCGUUUCACUGCAUCUACAGCUCUUAAAAGUGAAUGGAUCACAAUGGUUGAUUAAUCAUUUUCCAAAACAGUUCUUAACAUGAAUCUGUUCAAAGACUGAAGUUUUUAUGUUAUUAUUGUCUCUUAAUAUGUUCAGUACCUCCUCUAGGAUUUUAUAAUAAAGUUUUGAAAAGUUGUA